AUGCGUAAGUAUUCAUUGCUUGAUUAUGAUAGCAUACUUUAUGAGGAUAUUUGGAUUGAAGAAAUUACUUCUGGCAAACUUUUAGGUAUCUUACUCGAUAAAAAUCUCUCCUGGGACAACCAAGUGGAUAAGAUAUAUAAAUACCUUAAUUCCAGGCUUUAUCUGUUUAAGCGUAUUUGCCCAGCCCUUCCACUGAAAUGUAGAAUUAAGUUUUACUAUGCUUUUAUCUACCCCCAUUUACUUUAGGCAUCACUAUUUGGGGCAAUGCACGCCAUGAGCUUAUCGACCCUUUGCUUAAACUUCAAAAAAGAGCAGCCAGAUUGGCUUUGACGAGAGUAUGUCAACUCCUUCUGUUGAUCUGUUCCGCAAACUGGAAUGGAUUCCCAUCUACAACUUAAUUAAUAUGCGAAAAAUUUUACUCGUUGUAAGCACCUUGCGCAGCUCAUCUCCUAGUGAUCUGCGCGAGUUGUUUUGUUUCUCUGGGGCAUCGCACGAUGUACAUACUCGCUCCUCUGUUACUGAUCUCAAAAUACCAUCUGUCAAAUCUAAUCUUUCCAAGACCAAGCUCUCAUACAGUGGUGUUUUACUUUUCAAUUCUUUACCAAAUGACCUGAAAGUGUUUAACGAUUACUCCCCGUCUGCGUAUAAGCAUAAAGUUAAGAGGUUUUUCUCUAAUCUUAAUCAUGAGGUUGCAUGACCAUCUUGAACAAUUUUCGUGUCUUUCUUGCAAAAACCUAGUUAAGUGCAUUUGUUAUUCGCACUGAAUUUUCUUUUAAUUUUUAAUUACUUAUAUUGUCAAAACUAAAAAAAGCAACAUUAUGCAUGCUUAGUAAUACAGUUAUUUUCAUAUUUGGUACUAUAAGUUGUAUAGUCCCAUGUGCUGUGUCAAAUGCAACUAUAUGCAUGUUCUUGCUUCUUUGUAUAUAUUGUAAAUACUGUAGGUUAUCUAAUUUUUAGAGGGCCAUUUGGUAGAAUACCUUCAUAGGUAAAAAUGUAUAUUUACCCUCAUCAAAUAAAGUUUAUUAUUGUUAUUAUUAUUACAGUUUCCAAAAGUACAUUGUCUAAAGCAGUGAGACGGCGGCUUCCAGGCGGCGAAUUUACGUUAAAGAAACUCGGGCGUAUUGUACAGGAAAGAUUCACGGUGCGAAAUAUGGCAUAUACGCAACUAUUUCUUAUCUUUAUCAGAAAGAUCCGUAUAAGAUAAAGUUUUUCGACGAGUGUGGCUUGAAGCUACCUUCUGCGUCAAACCGAAAUUAUGGGCAUGCACUACGAGGUGAACGCGCUGUUGAGUUUUCAAGAUAUUUGGAAACUGCAAAUGUCACAGUAAACUUAAUGGCCUCCAUGGCUGGGGUAUGUUACGCAAAUACCGUCGACGGUCCGGCUGAUACUGUGGACUUUCUCAACUUUUUUGAGGAAGCUUACAACUCAAUCGAUCCCAUAACAAAUGAACCUUGCCUCAAAGCGGAGGAUAUUAUAGUUAUGGACAAUGCGCCUACACAUCAUAACGCAGGUGGUCAAAUUCUUAGUGAGUUCUUGCAAGAGCUUGGUAUUGAGUUGGUGUAUAUGCCGGCUUAUUCACCAGACUUCAAUCCAGUUGAGAACGUAUUCGACAAACUUCGAACACUAAUGAAGUACCAAUUUAUACACGCAAUCUGA
This is a messenger RNA of Paramuricea clavata, 1656 nucleotides long. NCBI's taxonomy places the organism in Eukaryota, Metazoa, Cnidaria, Anthozoa, Malacalcyonacea, Plexauridae. The record is from the annotation of a GenBank genome assembly.